Rhodofomes roseus is the source of this 1688-nucleotide messenger RNA. RefSeq names its product acyl-CoA dehydrogenase NM domain-like protein. NCBI's taxonomy places the organism in Eukaryota, Fungi, Basidiomycota, Agaricomycetes, Polyporales, Fomitopsidaceae. The record is from RefSeq and is a predicted model, not a curated record. The transcript has 10 exons. Bases 201 to 1490 code for a protein of 429 amino acids. Gene Ontology annotation, molecular function: 3-methylbutanoyl-CoA dehydrogenase activity; flavin adenine dinucleotide binding. Gene Ontology annotation, biological process: L-leucine catabolic process.
GCCACGUUGCGUAGUAUGAGGAUCUAUGAGGAUGCAUCCGGCAGGACCGGUGUGGCGUUGGACAGCUCCUCAUGGCACGUGAUUUGCCACUUGAUCGUCGGCGUUGCCCGAUUUGGGUGGUCGACCAGGUCGAUUCCCCGCAUUCGUAAAUUCAUUACCCCUGUGAUAGUCGCUUGACCCCACACUUUGCGCGAAACAGAAUGAAUCGUCAGCUUCUCUCGUCCAUCUCAAUUCUUUCACGCCGCACCAUCUGGCAGAGGAGCCUCUAUGCUCGCGCAGCGGUUAGCCAUCGCCGGAACGUUUCGUUCUACAACUCGGAUGUGGCAGGGUUGACGGAGGACCAGGCUGAGUUCAGGGAUGCUAUAACUGAGUUCGCACAGAGAGAGGUUGCUCCAAGAGCGGCAGAGAUUGACAGAACGAACACCUUCCCUGCGGGCAUGUUGCAGGACUUAUGGGAGAAGCUGGGAUCUAUGGGGCUCCUCGGCAUAACUGUAUCACCCGAGUACGGAGGUCUUUCGCUGGGCUAUUUAAACCACACGCUUGCAAUGGAAGAGCUAUCACGGGCGUCCGGUUCUGUGGCGUUGUCAUAUGGCGCACACUCAAAUCUUUGUGUGAAUCAGAUACACCGAUGGGGCACGGAGGCACAGAAGACGAAGUACCUUCCUGAUCUGGUUGCGGGGAAGAAGGUCGGCAGUCUUGCUAUGAGCGAGCCUGGAAGCGGCAGUGACGUCGUCAGUAUGCAAUUGCGAGCGACCAAGGUCGAAGGCGGAUGGAAGUUGAAUGGCAACAAGUUUUGGAUAACGAAUGGUCCGACCGCGUCAACUCUUGUUGUCUACGCCAAGACAGCACCAGAGAAAGGCUCGCGAGGCAUAACUGCCUUCGUUAUUGAGCGGAAAUUCACCGGGUUCUCGACGCACCAGAAAUUGGACAAGCUAGGUAUGCGCGGAAGCGACACCUGUGAGCUAGUCUUCGAAGAUUGCUAUGUCCCAGACGAGAAUGUACUUGGGCCCCUAAACCGGGGUGUCGAAGUCCUCAUGUCUGGCCUCGACCUCGAGCGCCUCGUCCUAUGUGGCGGUCCCCUGGGGCUGAUGCAGGCCGCAUUCGACUACGCCGUCGAAUAUGUACACGACCGCAAGCAAUUCGGGCACCCCGUCGGGACUUUCCAAUUGAUGCAGGGGAAGAUUGCGGACAUGUACACGAAGCUUAACGCUUCGCGCUCGUACGUGUAUGCCGUCGCUAAGGCCUGUGACCAAGGAAAGGUCAGCAGACGGGAUUGCGCUGGGGCGAUUCUCUAUUCUUCGGACCGUGCGGUAGAAGUCACAAUGGAAGCGAUGCAGAUGCUCGGGGGUAACGGUUACAUCAAUGAGUAUCCCACUGGUCGUUUCCUCCGGGAUGCGCGUCUGUACACGGUCGGUGCAGGCACGCAGGAGAUCAGGAGGAUGCUCAUCGGACGUGAGUUCAACGACGAGUUCAAGCGCCGCUCUGCCUAGUCGGACAUCGGUACCGCGCUCGCUCCGCGAUUCUGAGUUGCCUUCUAUCUACAGUGCUAUGCGAUGGGACUGAUGUACGGAUCUAUGCGAAUAUCAACCACAACUGGACAGAACGGAACGGUCAUUGGAUGCUCUCGAUCAUCGUGUAUUUUAGUCUCAAUGCUGCUGUCUGUGUAUCACCGUGCUACAAAACAUCAC